AUGGCCGGCCCUAUUGGAAUGGGGGCAAUCCUCCGAUCUUAUUUAAAUGCCUUCGUUCUUUUACUUGUCAUUGGAUCGCCAGCAAUCGCUCAGUUCUGCUCAUUUUGGAGCGGUAGCUGUCUCGAUGCCCUGGCUCAGACUGCCGUCUCCUUCAAUUUCCCCCCUCUGUUUGAGGAGAGUCUCAACCUCUACUAUGGAUUCGACGCCAACUCCCGAGGAAAAGGCCAAGAGCCCAUGACUAAAGUUAGCUUUUGGCUCGGAUACAGUGCUCUUCUCAAUAGCUCUGUCAUCAAUUCCAACCGCACCUCUGAGAUUGCUUUGCGGGUGGGGAAUCUUACCGGAACUCCGUCAGGUUCCAACAAUGGCUGCGAUGGCGUGUGGGGCGCACAAUGCUCGUACGACUUGAUCACCUUGUUGAAGCAGGCCUUGUAUGGACUCACCACGAGUGGAAGUUACUAUGAUGACCCACUGGAUACGGUGUUGAGUGAAAUGCUCAUCAACCAGCCCGUACUCUCCAAUUGCCCUCCGCCUCUGUUCGACGUUGCUGCCAUACCUUCUAUCUCUUUUGCUCAGGAAACUGAUACCACCCGAAUUGCAACCCUCCAAACGUCCGGAUCCAGCAGUGAACCCUGGAAGACAUGGUUCAUUGAUAAUAUGACUGCUAAUGACCAAGCAGCUCAAGUUGCAGUCGCCAUUAUUAGCAGAGCUCCAUCCUACAACGGCAACCCUCCCAAAUAUGUGGAUGAUAUACAAGUAGAGCUCGUUUGUACUCAGGCUCCAUCUACAGGAAGCUCUUCGUCAAGUCAAGGCUCGUGA
Molecule: messenger RNA, 816 nt
Organism: Aspergillus niger
Lineage: Eukaryota; Fungi; Ascomycota; Eurotiomycetes; Eurotiales; Aspergillaceae
Exons: 2
Coding region: 1-816 (271 amino acids)
Source: RefSeq, a predicted model, not a curated record